Messenger RNA from Penicillium verhagenii, 1296 nucleotides. RefSeq names its product putative zinc metallopeptidase. The record is from RefSeq and is a predicted model, not a curated record. The coding region runs from base 1 to 1296 and encodes 431 amino acids. The transcript has 2 exons. NCBI's taxonomy places the organism in Eukaryota, Fungi, Ascomycota, Eurotiomycetes, Eurotiales, Aspergillaceae. Gene Ontology annotation, molecular function: hydrolase activity.
AUGAACAUGAAACUCACCUUGCUGGACACCGUCGACAAAGACAACAGCCACUUAAGCGACCUCCUAGACAAAUACCGACCAGACCUGAAACCCUACGAAGAAAUCUACCGGCACAUCCACCAGAACCCCGAACUCUCAGGCCAAGAAGAGCAAACGGCAAAAAUCGCCUCCGACCACCUCCAAACCCUCGGCUUCGAAGUCCACUCUAAAAUAGGCGGCCACGGCGUCGCCGGCGUCCUCCGCAACGGCGAUGGCCCCACCAUCCUCCUCCGCGCAGACAUGGACGCCCUCCCACUGGAAGAGAAGACCGGCCUGCCCUACGCAAGCACCCGCACAGCCAAAGACGACCAAGGCAACAGCAAACCAGUCAUGCACGCCUGCGGCCACGACACCCACGUCACAAGCCUGAUGGGCGCCUCGACGCUCCUGCAUGCCGCGCGCGCCCACUGGCGCGGGACCCUAAUCAGCCUCUUCCAGCCAGCGGAGGAGGCGCUGGACGGCGCGCGCGCCAUGCUCGACGACGGGCUAUACGCGAAGGUGCCCUUGCCGGACCUUGUGCUUGCGCAGCACGUCAUGCGGAUGCGGGCCGGGAGCGUGAAUGUGCGGGCGGGCAGGCUGCUUACGGCUGCUGAUGCAUUUGAGGUGCGGAUCUUCGGGCGGGGAGGGCACGGGUCUGCGCCGCAGACGACGAUCGAUCCGAUUGUGAUUGGGGCGUCGAUUGUGGUUAAGCUGCAGACUAUUGUGUCGAGGGAGGUGAGGCCGGGGGAGUUGGCUGUUGUUAGUUGUGGGAGUAUUCAUGCGGGGAAUUCGUCGAAUGUGAUUCCGGAUCAUUUGGAUUUGGAGUUUAGUGUGCGGACUUUUGAUGGCGAGGUGAGGAGGCGUGUGCAUGCUGCUAUUCAUCGUAUUGUGGAGGCGGAGUGUUUGGCUGGUGGGGCGGUUGAGAAGCCUUCUGUGAGGCUUACGUCGUCUUGUCCGGCGACGGUUAAUGAUGAGCGGUCGGUGGAGGCGAUUCGGGAGACGUUUCGGGCGAGGUUUGGGGAUGGCCUGGUUGAUAUGGAGAGGCCGAGUGCUAGUGAGGACUUUUCGUUGUUGGCGACGGAGGCUGGGGCGCCGUAUGUGAUGUGGAUGUUUGGUGGGAUUGAUGAGAAGGUGUGGGAUGAGGCUGUUGAGAAUGGGACUGUGCAGGAGUUGCCGAUGAACCACUCUCCUUUGUUUGCUCCUGUUAUUGAGCCGACUUUGCGGACUGGGAUAGAUGCUUUGGCUUUGGGUGCCUUGACCUUUUUGCAGCAGAAAUGA